Molecule: messenger RNA, 297 nt
Organism: Hippoglossus stenolepis (Pacific halibut)
Lineage: Eukaryota; Metazoa; Chordata; Actinopteri; Pleuronectiformes; Pleuronectidae
Source: the annotation of a RefSeq genome assembly
AUGACCCCCACACACUUUGCCUUCUCCUCAGCCUUUCUUCUGGGUUUAACAGGCCUGGCAUUCCACCGGUUUCACCUCCUUUCCGCUCUAUUGUGCCUUGAAGGAAUAAUACUAUCCCUAUUUAUUGCUCUUUCCCUAUGAACGCUACAACUUGACUCAACCAACUUUUCAGCAUCUCCAAUACUUCUGCUUGCAUUUUCAGCCUGCGAAGCAAGCGCCGGUCUCGCCCUAUUAGUAGCCACUGCUCGAACCCACGGGACCGACCGAUUACAAAGCCUAAAUCUUCUCCAAUGCUAA